CCCUCCUCCGAUGCCUUCUCAAGUCUCCCGAAGGCUUGCACAGCUGUUUGCUGCAGCAUCCCUGGCCAUAAGCUCUGGCAGGCACCUCUCUUUGGGGCAGGGCUGGGGGGGUGCGCAGCUCGGAAACUAGGGGCAGCAGCAGGCCAGAGGACUCCCAAGGAAGGGGGAAAGGAGGCUGAGGGAACACUCCACAAAGGAGGGUGUUUGAAAAAGGGUGAGAGUCUGCUAGCUCUGCAGGCAAGGGUUGGCAUAACUGGGUUCCUGAGCCCCACAGGGAUGCUGCAGAAAGAAAGUUGGUCAAGGGAGCCGGUUGAAAACCUCUGGCCUGGGCUACUGUCGCAACAACAGAGACUCGCGAGGCGGGUGGUUGUUGUUUGAAGCAAAGCACUUCAAAGGAAAACUUCGCCACGCCAGUAAGCCUCCAGCUCCACUCCCUUCCUCGAAAACAUGCGAAAACUUAUGCAACUCGGGCCCUUAAUCUCCUCGAGUAAUCUCGAGGGAGAGCAUAUAAAUCCAAAGGUCGAAGCCUGGCCUCACGUGAACGAACGGCAGCGGCAAAGGAAAACGGGAAGGGAAGCCAAAACUUCGGCCGCUGCUGCCAAUGUGAUGCCCGCUGACUAGCUUCCCCGUUCGGCUUCCCGCGGCGGCGAAGGAGGAGCCGCUGCCGGUUCCCCCACCGCGCGCGCCAUGAAGGUCUCUUCGCUCUUCCUCUUCCACGGCCUCGCUCUCGCCUGGUACGUGUUCCUCGUCGCCUUCAUCAGCAAGAUAGCGACGGGACCUGGCGAGAAGAAACCGGACAACAUCCUCGCCUACGGCGGGCCGUGGAAGUUCCUGACCGUCCUCAACCUGGUAAGCGGCGCGCGCGGAAGCCGAGCCAGGCCUUCCCCUCUCGCCUCAGUCUGCUUUCGCUUCCCGCCAUCGGCGCUUCAGGAGACCGGCGGCGGUCCAAGGGCAGCUUGCGCCUGCUGAGGGGGUGGGAAUCCCCAGGAGGAGGGUCACGGGGGUCCCCACGGCCACGAACCCCCCACCUAGGCUAGAGUUAUACGUUUCACUCGCCUGAAGCCCCUUAGCCAUCCAUUGAAACUAGGGGGCGGGGGGAGAGGGGCGGGUUUGAAAUACGUAUAGCGCGGGUUGGGGUUGCCACCUGUAUAAUACAGGAUCUUCCCGCAUUUCCAAGUGAAAUGUUAUGUACUGUAUUUGUUACAGUUUUGACCUGUAUUUCAGGUUUGGUUUUCUCUCUCUCUCUCUCUCUCUCUCUCUCUCUCUCUCUCUCUCUCUGCCAAGCUGUGGAGUGUGGAGUCCUCUGCAAAUGCAUGCAUUUGAAACUCUGUGUGAAAGAUCACUGUAUUUAAACUCUGUGUAGCAAAGCAGAGGCAGAUUUGCAAUUUUGUGUGUGUGUGUGUGUGUGCGUGUGCGUGCAUGCCUGGGUGACAAAUUCCAGAGGGGCUGUCCUGUUAGGCUGCAAUAGAUUGCAAUGGGUUGCUCUGAAGUCACUUCAGCACCAGAUUGGGGGGGGGGGUCGCCUACCCCCCUGCCCUGCCCUGUAUUUUGCCAAAGCAAAGGUGGCAACCCUAGCAGGAAGUAAUAGAAUUGUAGAGUUGGAAGAGAUCCCCAGAGUCAUCUAGUCCAACCCCUUGUAAUGUAGGAAUCACAACUGAAGCAUCUUGUGAUGGAUGGCCAUCCAACCUCUGCUUAAAAAUCUCCAAGGAAGGAGAGGUAAUCUGUUCCACUGUGGAACAGCUUUUACUGUCAGAAAGUUCUUCUUGCUGUUUAGUUGGAAUCUCCUUUCCUGUAACUUGAAUCCAUCAGUUUCGGUCCUGGCCUCUGGAGCAGGAGAAAACAAGCUUGCUCCAUUUUGCACGCGACAGCCAUGUUGGUUACAGCAUGGUGCUGGUAAUGCCAAGGUUGCAAGUUUGAUCCCCGUAGGGCAGUGGUUUUCAACCAGUGUGCCGUGGCACCCUGGGGUGCAUGGAAAUGGUGGUCAGGGGUUGUUGCGAGCAACACUGGCCUCUGUCCCUCUUUCCGUUCCUCCCUCCUCUGAUGCCCUCUUGCAUCUCUGCCUCCCAAAGGCUUGCAUAGCUGUUCGUUGCAACAGCCCUGGCUACAAGCUCCCCAGGCAAAUUGUGUCUCUGGGGCUGGCCAGGGGGUGCUACCUGCACAGCAGGGGGGUGGACUAGAUGAUCCUCAGGGUCUCUUCCAACUACGAUUCUAUGUGGGCAGGGAAGCAGAACGCUUUUCCUGCCUGUGGUUUCCCACCAAAAAGACUUUUUUAAAUCCACCCCAGUACCUUGCACAAGUUAAUUCCAGUGUCAAGAGACCACGGGGGGGGGGUAGCUUUUACUAAGCUGUGGAUAGUGUGUAAUAGUAGUAAUUGUGCAGGAGAUGUGUUGAAUCCUCCACCCCAUGCUGCAGUUUAAAUUAUACACACCCUCCAUAAUUUCCUAGGGAUUCAGAAGCGCACCCGGCUGGGUCUCCCUCUCUCCAUGGGUCUUUGGCCAUCAGAUCUAAUUUGCUUCUAAAAUCUGUGUUAACUGCUUUUGCUUAUGUUCAUCCCUUGCUGUGCAGGUGCCUCUGCUUUUCCUGGGCAGUGGUCAGGGAUGGUGUCAUCAUCUGGAGGGCUAUAGAUUUUCCUCCCCCCCCCCAAGUAAAGUUUCAGAGGGGCCACUGCGUUAAUCUGUUGGAGCAGGAACAACACUGUCUUGUGGCACCUUAACAGAUCAACACUGAAAAAGCAGAUUGCUUUCUGUGAAAGCAAAUGCCAGAAUAAAGCUCUUAGUCUUUCAAGUAUCACAAGACUCAUUGUUGCGGAUUAAAAAACAACAACACUGAAACGCAAUGUGUGAUAUGGUAGGGAGUCCAAAAUCUGCUGUUCAAAGGCAGGGGAGAUGCAAACUCCAAGACACAGGCAUACCUAAGGCAGCUCUUUGUGCCUUGGUCGUUUUUCUGCUGUUGGACUGAUCAUAAAGUUAGGAAGUCUCUGCUAAUGUAUACCCUACGCUACUAUUUUUCUGCAGUUGAACACUUUGCAAUUGACAACUUUUUUUACUUUUUCAUACAUGCAUAAACCAUUAAGCCAGAUUUGUGACUUAAGCUAAGAGGACAAAAACAUAUUGUACCCCUUCAUGCAGUCCGUGUAGUUUAAGGGUGUUAGGAGCUGUAGCUCUGUGAGGGGUAAACUACAGUUCCUAGCUUUUUUAAGGAAGGCAUGUACUUUAAAUAUAUGGUGUGAAUGUGACUGUCAGUGGAGGCCUACCCAUUGGAACACCUUGCUUUAUGCUCCGGAACACGAUUGGCAUAAAGACUAAACUUAUCCUCUCUGAAAUUUCACGUAUAAUGUUGUUCCUUCAUUUAUUUAUAUUGCAGUCUCUCAUGUAACUUAGAAUAUUUUAUUUCCUUUGUGACCUCUGCUAAGGCUGUGUACAUAUCACCAGCUUACAAUACAGUUGGCCAUUUCCCCCCUCAAUUCCUAUUGAAGCGGGUUUGGCGAACAGCACAUCAAAAUGCAGUAUUUUCUAAGAAAUGACAGGAUGGAGCUGGAUUGUGACUAACAUUGUGUGUACACCACUUUCCAAACUAGAAGUGGGAUCACACUGGAUGCAGAGUAAAUGACAGUGUGUACACAGCUUUAGAGUCUGUCUAUAGCUGUACUUCUACCUUGCAGAUAAGCUAUAGUACUCCCUAGAGGUGAUUUUUUUUUUUAAUUAGUGGAUCUUUGCACAUUGAUGCUAACAAAGCUACUUAGUUCUCAUAAAACAUUAUAUAAGUCUAUUAAACAAUACAAUGUUAAAGUUUACCACCCAAACUAAUUUAUUAAAACACUCUCAGUAAAUAAGAUAGAUAUAGCUAGUGGCGUUUUCCACAGUGCUGAUUCAUGGUUCACCCUGAAAACUGCCUUCUUAAGAGUUCAUUGAGGUGUGCACAAUUAAAAAUGGAUGAAGAUCUUCUCAUUAGCUGUAAUUAAUUUAGGUUCUGCAGGCUGUUUACUUCGGGAUCUCCUUGCUGAUUGACGCGCUGGUACUAAUGAAGCAACUGCGACUUGCUAAGUCCAUGUUCCCCUUCAGAGACUUGAUCUUUGGCAGCCUGGCCUUUCCUACCUCCAUGGUGAGUUUCAAAUACACAUAAUCAUCAUUAUUAUGCCACUAUUAGAAGACAAGCGCUAGUUACUUUGGAAGGAUUGUUCUGAGCCAACGAUGCUUUAAGUAAUGAUAACUCAUGAAUGAUAACACAUUAUUACUAAUGAGAAUUCAUUAAAGAUAGUUCAUUAUUACUAUUAUUUUAUUGAUACUGUAAUAGUAGCAGUAUAUAUAAACAGCAUAUACCGUAUAAUUGCCUGAAAGACACUUAGUGUGUUAUAGAAUACAACUGCUUCAUGUUUUCAAAAACCAAGCAAGGCAACUGAAACAAAGAAAGAGGGUUUGAUUCCUGACAUCUCCAGGUAGAGCAGGCAAAGGCCCCAUCUGAAAUUCUGGAGAGCUGUUGCAGAUCAUUGCAGACAAUAUCAACCUAGAUGUACUCUGUAUCUCUAUAUCUAACUUCCUAUUUUCCCAAUGAAUAUUACCUGCUGCCUUAUCAGGGAGUGGGUGGUGCUGUGAUCUAAACCACUGACCCUCUUGGGCUUGCUGAUCGGAAGGUCAGCAGUUCAAAUCUUUGCGACAGGGUGAGCUCCUGUUGCUCUAUCCCAGCUUCUGCCAACUUAGCAGUUUGAAAGCAUACCAGUGCAAUUAGAUAAAUAGGUACCGCCGUGGCAAGAAGGUAAAUCACAUUUCCGUGCACUCUGGCUUCCAUCACGGUGUUCCGUUGCACCAGAAGCGGUUUAGCUGUUCUGGCCACAUAAUCUGGAAAUCUGUUUGUGGGCAAAUGCCGCCUGAAGCGAGAUGAGCGCUGCAACCUUUGCACCUUUGACUGGAUUUAAACAUCCAGGGACCCCUUUUUACCUUUUUUUAUCUGCCGACUUCCAAAAUCCAGAUAAGCACCUUAAGGGCCAUUUAGCAUCUUACAACAUGCAACAGAAGGGAUAUGUGUGGGUGUGUUUAUACUCACACUUCUGUUUUCUGCUGCAUAUUGCCAAAAUAUGCCUGAACUGAACCUCAGCCUCAGUUAAACACAUUUCACUUGAAGCGUCCCAUGUUUAGUAUGAAAAAAUAAUUCAUGUGUAGCUAUGUAGUAGAGUAAGCAUCAGACACUAAUACUCCACUUUAAACCUGUGAAAAUGCAAGCAAGGAAAGUCAGGUAAAAUUGAGACAAUUUCUUUUGGCGAAAAAUGAGCAGAGUGUACUGUUUCCAAAGCCAUUUUUUUCUACUCCCGUAGAGGGAUCACCAGGUGUGAGGGAUCACUAAGUGUAGAGACGGACUUGCUUCUGAUUAUAAACAAUGCAUACUAUUUUUAGUAGGAGAACAUCCUUUCUCAGCUCCUGUGUCCCUGGUUUGCUCUAAUGUGGACUCACACUCAGCAGAGAAAACAAGGCCAAGAAAGCACAACUGAUGCUGUAAUUAUUUUUCUUGUGUUGAAAUGCACCCAUUGAGAAAGAUUUCUCAAUAGCUAAUAUUCACUUUUUCGGCUUAAAGCCUGUUCUUAAUGAAUGAGGGCGAUGUUUGUCGUUAAGCCGCUUGGAGAAGCAGAAGGUAGAUCUGAUCAUCAUCAAAGACAGAGACUGUCCUACUGUUAGGCAAAGUGAGGUGACUGCCACAGGCAGCAGUUACAGUGGGACGGAGGCAGCAGCAACAGCCCCCUGGCUGUCCCUCCUACCCCCCGCCCUUCUGUCAUUCUCCUCUGUGGAAAGACAGACUUGGGUAUGCUAUACAGCCUGUCUUGGCCCUUCCAAACUAAGCUGCUGCCUAGUAAAGGACACUAUUCCUUCACCAGUGUUGAAAUAAGUUUAAUUGGCUUCUGUGCAUAGAACAGAGAUGGGGGAAAUCUUGUCCUUCACCUCAUGCAGCAAAUAAGUUCAGGCCAUUUCUGAUAGAAGGGUUGAAAUCACAGUUCUCUUUCUCCCCAUCUGGUUAUUGUUCAUACUAUAAAGACCUUACUGGCUUUCUCACCCAGUGGAAGGGCCCGUUGCUUGGCAAUGGUGUCCAUGCUUUGCAUCCUUGGCAUCUUCAGUAUAAAACAGAUCCCAGACAGACCAGCUGAAAAAGUGCCACUGUAUAUGAGGUCUGAAUAGUUUUCACUGGGCUUUGUGGAUUUUUAGCCCAGAAAGCAGCUCCUGGUGGUCUUCACAGCUUUCCCUCUUUCCCUGCUCAUGCCAGUCUUUGCCAAAGAUAACAGUUGAAGAACAUGGCUUUCCCCAAGGAAUCCUGGGAAAUUGUAGCUCUGGGAAGGGUAUACUACAGCUCUCCUACUUUAAAUGCAUGUUGCGGAGGUGAGAGAAAAGUAACAAAAUUCUUCCCAAAUCGAACAUUGCGAAGGAGAGAGCAUCCCUAGGAAAAGUAAUUAGACAACUGCUUGCAUAGGUGUUUUUUUAAUGGCUAGUGUGCUUUUAAUCAUACAGCACUCUUUGUACCCAAACAGAAGGCAAUCAAUAUGAUUUUAUAAAUGCAUAAUUAUUAUUAGUUGUAGUAAACAUAAUCUGAGCACAGUUCUUGUAUUUGCUCUGAAUUUCAGGACUUUGGGGAACACUGAAGUUUUCAGGAAGCCUGUCAGUCUAGUGCUGUAUAUGUGUUAACUGGCUUUGAUUACCCAGUGUAGGAAGAGUAACCCUCUGGACUGCUCAGGGGCACUUGAUAUGGCCAGCAGGCAGAAACCCCUCUCCGCCCUCACACAUUCACUGAACAUGUGGAGAAAGUCAUGUGAAGAUUCAUGUUGCCUUUUUUUUUGCUACAGGGGGCAACCAUUUAAGGUGCAUCCAAUUGUCAUACGGCCGCCAACACAUGGAUCCUUUUGGGCCCAGAAGAGGGAGGAAUGUGGUAGGGGAGUAACAGGGUGGAGAGGGCUUAUGCACGCUCUGCCAAUGUGCGCAGGGGCCAGGAACAGAACCCCCUCACAAAAUGGUUGUCGCCUGUACAUCACAUUUUCCAGGACUAAAAGCUUAUGUAGGUUCUGUGGCCCAGAGUUGGUUACAGCACUAAAUGAUUUCUAAAAUAAUAAAAUACAUACUGUUGUGAUACUGUUUGAAACCUUGCAUAAGUGAAUCCCAGCCCCUCAUUUCACAACUCAUUAUUCUGGAGUGCUGUGACAGGAAGAAGCUUGCCACAGUCCUCUAUCUGAGAGAAGUGGAAAGUACUUUGUUAGAUGCUUGUGUUAGAUAAAUUCAUCACCUUUUUCUUUUAAUACUCCGUUUCAGACAGUGUUUACGUUGUUUUGGGCACUAUACCUUUAUGAUCGGGAGCUUGUUUAUCCCAAGAGCCUUGAUGCCGUCCUUCCUUUAUGGCUGAAUCAUGCUAUGGUGAGUAAAAUGUAAAGCAACAACAGCAAAAUGGAACAAAGGCAAUUUGCAAUAAAUAUUCAAACAUCGCAUGAUGGAUGCAAGAGAAAGCAGACAUGAUCCAGCCAAUUAUGCACUUUUAAUUCCUACUGAUCUCGGUGGGAGAGUCAAUAUAUACUUAAUCUCUCUCAUCAAAUUUAAUAAGAUGUGCUUACGGUAACUUUGGCAGGAACAUGCCCAGAUUCUGCAAAUUUUUAUUUGUAGCUUCCUUGCUUUCUCUUUAAGCCGAGACGGGCAAUGAGCAGGCAUGUGAAUUGCUAAAGAAAGCCUUAAAGCAUAGGGGAAAAUAUCAGUGAAUUGUUGCUUGCCAAGUGUAAGUCAAUUGAAAGAUGUGAAGUCAUUAAACGGGGUGGCAGGAUAGGGUGGGGAGAGAGAGACACUUUCUAGGUUACUGCAGUGCAUAUAAAAGAAUGAGAGUGCUGUUGCUGUAAACAGAGUGUUAUACAAUGCAGAAUGUCUGGGAAUACAAAUGAAUGUUUGGUGGUUUUUAGAACGGAGUAAAAGAAUCCAAAAAGGUAUGUAGCAGGAGCUCUCCAGUCGAGCAGCAAAUGUGAGUAGAAACAACAAGCAGCAGUGCAAAAAUGAUGGCUGGCUGACUCCUGCAUCUUACAUUUUAAAUUUCAUUUUUAGCCAAAAACAGAAAUGAAAGGAAAUGGGGGGGGAGGAAUCUUUACUGCUCUGGGCAAAGAUGCUACCAGUAAAAUAGAAGCUGUGGGUGUGUGCAGAAUUCACGACAUGUCGUCUUGGGAAUAGGUGGGUGAAAAAGUUCAGUAUGAAUCGUAAGAGCCUAAAUGAAUGAAAUAACCAUCAUACUCAAGACGUUCAAGCUUGAUUCUAUCAACCUUCCGUAGUGAAUGAGGCUACUGGCUCUUACUCAGGACAGUGCUACGAAAAGAUCAAUAUUCCUUGCAGUGACAACCCAAAUUCUGCCUUUAUCGUCUGCACAAAUGGGUUUGUUUGCAUCACUCGCUCCUCUGGAAUGCUAGUCAUGUGGAAGAAGGGCAAUGAGUCAUAAGAACCAAAACAAAUGAAACAGCAAUCAUAUCCAAGACUCAGCCUGGAUUCCCUACUCAGUGCCAUUAUAGGCUACUAACAUAGAUGGGUGCUACAUAAAGACCCAUUUUUAUGAUCUGACCUCUUGACACCCUAUAAUGUUAGUUUCCUCUAACAUUAUCCUCACACCAGCAGAGUAUGGCAUGGUGGGACUGAGGCACUUCCAUUGGCACAUGUGGAAAAUCGGUGCAGGAUAGCAGCCACAAGCCUUAUGAACCUGUUUAAACAAACAAAACAUAAAAAAGUCAUAGCUUAAAUCUUUUAUGUUUCCGAGAAGUUAGAAUGAGCCCAUUUUUCAGAAGUGAUGUGACACUCGCUCAAUGGGCAAAUCAUUCUGCAUGAAUUAUUCAACCUAGGCAUGGAGCUAAAUGAUGGAUCCCUUCAGCUAAGAUUUGUUCUUUCCGUGCUUCCUAAGAAAACCAGAAAUUUCUAAGCGAUUCAAGUUCCCUUAUGAACAAAUCUGUGAAGUUUUGAAGUAGGCACAAGAGUUAAGAAGAGCUAAGCACCAUCACAUUGCCCCAAACUUGCCUUACUAGAUAACCGCCAUGUGCCAGUGCAGGGAGAAGGAAGGCAAAACAUAUCCCCACGUACACUGGAACUUGAUUCAAGAGAACUUGUUCACAUCUGUGAAUAAUCAGUAAUAUUUGUAUGGGGAGGGUUAGGGCAGGGAAAACCUUCAACCUACUGUGAUGCUGUCCUUCACUUGCUAACUGUUUACCUACUUCAUCUGUAAGAAAAGGAAGUUUCAUACCUACCAACACCACCCACCAUGCAUAUCCAGGGAUGGGACCAGGCCUCCUCCUGAUGCGACAUUUGCGUGCCAGAGCCCCAUCCCAACAGACAUGGAGGGGCGGGCUGUAGAGGCCUCAGCCCCAUAGUGCCCCCUAGGGAAUGUUGCAUGCAUUGUAGAAUGCCCUGACUGUGAGCGAUGAUGGUAUGGCCCAUCAAACCUGGCCAACACUCCAUAUUAACUGACUGUGUGCCACUUCCCAGAAUCCUUUGCAGUGUUCAGGGGUUCUAUAGCAGACCUGCAGAGACACCACCAGUACAGGCAAUUCUAUCUGGAAAGCGUUCUCUAAGGGUUGGACAUUUGGAACCACUGCCUCAGACAAACGUAGAUUCCCCCAAGAAAACCUUUUCCGUUCAAUAUUUAUAUAUACAGUGGUACCUCGGGUUACAGACGCUUCAGGUUACAGACUUUGCUAACCCAGAAAUAGUACCUCGGGUUAAGAACUUUGUUUCAGAACAGAACAGAAAUCGCACGGCGGUGGCAGGAGGCCCCAUUAGCUAAAGUGGUGUCUUGGGUUAAGAACAGUUUCAGGUUAAGAACGGACCUCCGGAACGAAUAAAGUUCUGAACCCGAGGUACCACUGUAAACUGAAACUGCUAGCAUCGUAUUAUGCCAUCUCAGUAAGGGUGGAAAACUAAUAUGCUUUCCCUCAGAAAGCAAAGCAUUUAAUUAACUUGUAUCAGUAAAUAAAUCAAAACAAAGUAAUACAGAACUCAAAGUAAAAAAAAACUUUCAUAAGCAGUCGGAACGUAAUACAGUAUUUUAAGCAACCCAUUCAUUAACAGCAAAAUCAUUACAUACAGCUUUUGUUCAAAUUAGUGGGUUUGGGGUUUGGUUUUGUUUUUGUUUUUUAGAGUGUGGGAGGGGGAGGACUGAGAAAUAAUGCCUUUUCUCCCCUCUCUGUGAUAAUUGUUUUACUUUUUCAGUUUCACUUGUUACAAGUGAAGCUGAAAAGAAAACUGUUAAUGGAAAAUACAAGAAUGAGUCACUGUUUCCAGCCAUUUUUGCCAACCCUUGGAGAUUGGUGUCAAUCCAGGCCUAAUUAUUAAGACUUGCUUUUUAAACAGGUUUUUUAAAUUAUUUGCUUAAAGAACAAAGCUUGCAUUUAUUUGAAUGAAUGCUAGAUUAAACAAUACAUUAUAGUGGCAAUGAAGUUUAAUUGCCUUUAAUGACUCAUGGUGUGUGGUGUGACUGGAGUCAUAUUAAAAAUUGCUAUGAGUAGGGACCACUUUGCCUGAGAAAAAAACAAAAUGCAUUUAAAGGGCUUUCAACUAGUUUUAAGUUGCAGUAUAUGGUCCAUUACUAAUGCCAUUGCUGCAGUCAGCUUUCCAUUGUCUAGUAAAAAGAGUUCAUUUAGAGAGCUAAUUGAAAGCCAGUGGCAAAUGGAAAGCUUUGCAAUAACUAGUCAAUCAUGCAGUACUUCUGUGUUUUGCAAUAACAGGCAAAACAUACGAAGGUUCUAGAAAUAGUACAAUCGCCAGAGCCAAGUGAACCUAAAAAUAUAGAGCACGCACUAUGGAAUGACAGGAUAUUAUUAUUAUUAAAAUGCACCAUCUAUCUAUAUCUGUACAGUGGUACCUUGGUUCUCAAACUUAAUCCGUUCUGGAAGUCUGUUCCAAAACCAAAGCAUUCCAAAACUAAGGUGUGCUUUCCCAUAGAAAGUAAUGCAAAACGGAUUAAUCUGUUCCAGACUUUUAAAAACAAUCCCUAAAACAGGAAUUUAACAUGAAUUUUACUAUCUAAUGAGAGCAUUGAUCCAUAAAAUGAAAGCAAUAAUCAUUUUACUGUACUAUAAAAUAAGUAAGACAGUACUGUAGAUGAUAAAAAAAAAAUAAAAAAAAUCUUACUACACCGACGAUAGUCAUUGUUUGGAUGGGGGGCUUUUAUCCAUUUCCAUAGUCACACAUUCAUUCAGUAGCUGAACUGGGUUCCACACAGUCACAAAAACAAAUUAACUGAAAAAGCCUCAAAAUCAAAAACGCAAAAUAAAUAGCAAAAACAAAAGUCCAAACUUAAUCUGUUCCGGAAGUCUGUUUGACUUCCGAAAUGUUUGAAAACCAAGGCGCAGGUUCUGAUUGGUGCAGAUGCCCCAGAAACAAUAGCUGACAGCUGCAUCGGAUGUUUGGCUUCUGAAAAACGUUCAAACACCGGAACACACACUUCCGGGUUUUCGGCAUUUGGGAACCAAGGCUUUUGAGAACCAAGGUACCACUGCAUAAGCUAGUUCCCUAGCCUCUACUAUUGGAUCAUGGUGACCUUAAGUGAGGCGUACCUUCCUGUUUUCUAGGGGAAGUUACAUAUGAAGUUGCCUCUAGCUCAGCAUUGUUCCAUGGGUAGCCAGUGUGAUGCCUUCCAAAUAUUGGACUUCAGCUCCCAUCAGCUUCAGCCAGUAUGGUCAAUGGUCAGGGUUGAUGGGAGUUGUAGUCCAGCAACAUGUGCCAGGCACCACAUUGGUUACCCCUGGUCUACACUAACUGAUGGAUCUUCAGGGUUUCAGAGGUGUUUCAGCCCUACCUGGAGAAGCUGGGGUUUGAACUUGGGACCUUGUGCAUGCAAAUCACAUGUUCUACCACUGAGCAACGGCCCUUCUUCCUUGUACAUGCUGAAAAGUUGAGAGCAAGAUACGGCUAUAGCAGCAGUGCACGCAUUAAAACUCUCUACUGUUGCCUUACCCUAAUAGUUCUGAGGCUGGGGUGUGGGUGUGUUAGCUAUUCCCCGUCCCUUCCACCUACUGUUACCAAGUUGGCAGCAUUGCCAAGGAAUGAAGGCACUCAGCAUAGGGUAUCCUGACUGUCAAAAGCAAGGGUGGUGCAAAAGUCUAGGUUAGACCAGGGGAAAGGGUGUCUCCUUUCCUUGAUGCUAUGGGACACAGCCUCUGAUAUCAGGAAUUCCUCUGGGAAAGAGCAGAGGUGCUAAAAUCCAGGCAUCUGCCAGCUUCAUGAACCCCAUCUCCUUUCUUCCUGAAAAAGACAGGCCCGGUAGUAUAUAGGACAAAGCAACCCUCUAAAGCAGGUUUUCUCAGACUUGGGUCUCCAGCUGUUUUUGGAGCAACUCCCAUCUCCUAGCAGGACCAGUGGUCAGGGAUGGUGUGGAUUGUAGUACAAAAGCAGCUGGAGACCCAAGUUUGGGACACACUGCUCUAAAGGAAAGGAUAUCCCUUAAAAUAAGGCAUUGAGAAUCAAUAGCAGAGUUUUUGUUUUAAUCCUCUGGUUGAAAGAACAAAAAGCCCAUUGUCUUUGCCCCAGAACGUUACCACAUAGAACAUUCAGCCAACAGCCAAUCAGGACAUUGGCUGAAAGACUCGCGUUAGAAAGGCCAGGCCAAAGCUCUGUACACCUUAUUGUAAGCAAUGGUGAGUUUCAUAAAUUCAACACGAGUACAAUUUUGUGUGACGCACUGUAUUUUCUUCCCAGCACACUAUUAUAUUACCGUUGUCCCUGAUGGACCUCUUGAUUACCCCACAUCGUUCUCCAUCAAAGGGAAAAGGGAUCAGCAUAUUAGUAAUUGGGGGUGCUGCCUAUGGCUGUUGGUAAGAUCUUUGUUUUUUUAAUGAAUAAAGUCUCUUUCACAUGAUGCUUUGGCAUCCCUCUGUAACAGGCAGGAAGCCAAGAGGGAAUGCCUUCUCUCACCUAGUUAUUACAUGCAGCCACAAAGUCCUCUGUUGAAAAGACGGUCCUUGCUUAACCCUGCUGAAAGAAAUCCCGACUAUUCAGCUACAAUAGACUCCUGAUCAGACUUUAGAGAAGCUUUGGAACUGUUGAACAAGUGCAUUAUACAACCAUACAUUAGGCCUCGUGAGGGGCCUUUUUAGCCUAAUCAGAUCCUAAACUUAAUGAGAUUAUUCAUGCCGCUUAUUGAAAUUCCUUUCCCAUGCACGAGUUUGCUUGCUGUGAUUUGUGCUGUCUAUUAGUUUGGCUGUUGUGAGCAUGGAGCAAGGCCCUUCGAGAUUCCCCCAGAAAACUCGCUUUUAAGAAGGUGUCCGUAUUCCUGAAGGAAUGGAACUUCUGGCCCAUAGGUGAAGCUCAUCCUAAUGCAAUGUGGCAGUGUGAUCAUGGUGGGGGGGUUGAAUGUUAUCCUCUGAACCUGGAUGGAAGGGCUUGAAUAUUCUUAGCCUCUGCUGGUGCCCAAGCCCUCUGCCAUUCAAGUCUGGUGUUGGAUCCCAGACAAGAGUAUUUAGGGGAUGAACUACCUCCUCAGAACUAGCUCUUUACCCCCCACCCCUUUACCUAAAAUUUACCAUGUCAGACGACUUGCAUUUAUGUUUUUGCUGUUUUCUUUCACUAAAUGGUGUACCCACAUAGAGAUCGGCAUAACAAAACAUCUGGCUACCACAGGCAGAGAAAAAGAUCUUUUAGGUGUUUGUGUACCUGUGAAUAAAUGCAGGUGUGUUUAAAAAAACCCCAAAACCAAUAAUCUCACCCAAGCUAUUGGCCCCUUAAUGUGUCUUCAAGGGCUAAAAGCAGCUGGGGCAGGGUAAUGGCGGCAAUUUUGGGAAAGAAACUAGAACACCUUCUGAGCUAGAACCCCAUGACUGCAUUUCUUCUUCUUCUUCAAUGUACAGUUUGAGCAAGCCUUUUAAAUGUUUGUCCUAGCUUGUACUUUGGCCCUUAGAUGCCACAUUCUUCCCAAGGAAACGGCAAGCCCAGCUGGGAUGCUAUGUUCUAACUUAAGAUGUCCAAACUAAAAUGCAUUCUUUUCUAGGUCUCUGUGGAUUUACUCGGUGACUGGGAAGUGGGUGUACCCUCUCUUUGAAAAGCUAAGUGCACCCGGCAUAGCUGCCAUUUUUGUGGGGAGCGUUUUCCUCACUCUCUUUUGCUACAACACAGGAGAAUUCCUCGUCCGCAUGAUUUGGGGUUAGUCCAGUCUUGUAAACAAAUCCUCAAAAGUUACCAUUUUUAAAAAUUAGUUUGCACAUGUUCUUCUCUUAUACAUUGGUGGCACAUCGAAAGGUUAAAAAGGGAAGGGAGGAAAGAAAGAAAAUAAAUUCCCUUGGCUUCUCUCAGUUCCCUGCCUGGUCACUUGAUUCUUAUUCCUCACAGUUAAAUCAGGGCUAGUAGAACUUGCACAUUCACUUGCCAGGCCCUAGUUGUAAUUUCCCCCCCAUGGGUGGUAGGUGGGUACAGUGCUAUAAAUGAUAAGAAGACAUUGCACUGAGGCUAAAAGCAGAAGUGAACUAGCAAGCAAGGUUAGUAAUAAGCAGAAAGCCUAUAGUCACCAUGCAUGCAGGUGCAUAUGUGAAGGGGCAAGUUCCGGUAAUUACCAUUUUCAGAGGGAGGCUAUCCCUGGUCACGUGUUCCUGUAUGCAUGAUAGAGAUAAGAUGCAUGGAACAAACUUCAGUCUUUCGCAUGGUCAGUAAAUGUGCAAAAUCACCCUAAAACUAGAUUAUUAUGGGCCAUGUGCUAGGGAGUUAAUGGGACCCCCCAACCAACUUGGGGUUGCUGAAGUAGGUGGUCUGUCUCUCAGUUGUGGAUAAGAUUGCCUGUUCAUGGGGGAAGUGAGACCCCCCACACACACCUUGGUUAGCAGAUAAUCUUGCUGCAGAGCUACUCUGAAACGGGAGCAAAGGGCACUGCCUCUCCCAGUCUCUUGUGGCUCACCAGCAACACUUUCUCCUGCAGCUCACUCUUACUUCUAGUUUGGCAGUGCAGAGAGUGGCUGUUGGCUCCGUUCAGGGGCGAUUUUGCUCCAGGGCUGUCAGCUGCUGGCCCCGAAGUGAGUUCACUUCUUUUCCCCCAGUAUGGAACAAAAUCAAGUUGUGUUUGGAUUGUUAUCAUUCAUCUCACCAGUAAGCCAUUUUUCUUCUUUUGCUUAUGCCAUUUCACAGGUGACUCCGUAGUAAUACUUGACAUUUACAAGAAGAAAAGCAAAUGAAACUUGGAUGAUGUCAGAGCGAAACCUAGAUGAAUUAAGAAUGAGGCCAGCGAAGUCAAGCAAGAAGAUCUCUCCGUGCGGAACCUUCUCGUAUGCUUGUUCAACACUUUGUGUCUUCCAACGAAUCUAGAUUCUAAAAAUAACUGGAUUCUGGGGAUGGAUUUGAGGGUCUCCCUGGGCGGAUCCCUUUCAGGAUUCCAGAGGAUUAAUUUGAUUCCAGAAAGCUUAAGAUGGAUCCCCAGGCACGUCAAGCCACAGGUUUGUUGUAUGCCAAUUAAAUAAGUGGUACAUACCUUAGGACAGAAUCCUCCAAGGCUGCUACAAACUGUCUGGAGUGGAUUGCAUCAGUCCUAUCAAUGCGCCUAAACUGCACUGGGAGAGCCACAAGCAGCUCCUGAGGCCUUGGACCUUCACACUUGUGUGUUACAUUGUUAUGGAAGCUGCAGUCAUCACAAUGCUGUGCAAAUCUAGAUGCCUGUUGCAUCUCUUCUGGUGGAGACUGGGCCCUUCUUCCCUCUCCUGCACAGAGAGAGAGAUGGGGAAGAGCCUACUUUGAGAGGAGUGCUGCAGACAUAGGAGGUUUUUGGCUUGUGAAUGACUGCACCAAUGUGAUCAAGACCCUUGGAAACCCCUGCAUAGGAAAGGCUAGACUCUAGGUCCUGGAAGACCUGAUUCAGAGCCAAUAAAUUCAGACUGACAAGGGCUGCCUAUCUUUAAAUGAAUCUUUUGUACUAUAUCAUGAAGACUAACCUGAUGGCAUCAUUUCAGAUGAUUAAGGAAAAGAAUUUACAGUUGCAGAUUAAAGAAAUGCAUAGCAUCCGGUGCUCAAGCUCAAUGCCAUAGUAUAAGUAUUCAUCCUUAAUGAUCUAAAGAGUGGAUCUGCUAAGUGUCCAGUGAAAUCAGCAUGGCUGCAGCUUGAAAUCCGAAUUAUUAAUAGGCAUUUACAAAAAAUAGUAAAAAAAAGUUAAUGAGAUUCCUGACAUUUACAUGGUUUCCUCUUUUGGGUUUUAGAUGUGGCACUCCUGAAUCAAAAUAAUGUAAUUAUGUUUAACAUUAUGUUAACAUGAGGGUUAACACAAAUCUCUCUGCCACAUUUUCCAUUCAUUUACUAAUCUCACUUGCUAGUUUAUUUCUGUUAUUAGCCUCGGCGUCUUAUUAAGUCUUAUAGAACUGGAGCAAUUCUUUGAAAAGGUUAAUAAAAAAAAUAAAUGAACAUGACCCAUCGUUUCCUUCAGUGGUCAGCAUUCUCAAGCAUAAAAGGCAGUGCCGUUAUUUUAAUGGUGUGGCGAUUGUAGCUUUUUCUUUUUUGGAUUAGCAUAAAUGGGCUUGUCAUGGUUGUGCCCAACAAACUGGGCACAACCAUGACCAGGGAUGUAAAAAGGGGUACUUUAAUGACCUGCAGUUUCUUUCCUGCCUUAGGAAUGUGAUACCCAUCAGAAUUUGGGAACAGGCACCUAAAGUCUGUGGCAGCUUUGAAAAUGAGACAGACAGACGUAGAGACAGCUGAGAAAAUUUUUGCUAGCCUGGAAAUUAUGGGGAAUACACUGUUGCUUCGGAAAAUCUGGUGCAGAAUCAGCAGUUUAGCUGUCUCUUUUCACAAGUCUGCUUGCUUUCAUUAGGCUCUGCUGGUAUAAUUCCAAAUAAACCUAAUAUGCCGUAAAUAU
Messenger RNA from Podarcis lilfordi (Lilford's wall lizard), 16800 nucleotides. Lineage: Eukaryota; Metazoa; Chordata; Lepidosauria; Squamata; Lacertidae. The record is from the annotation of a GenBank genome assembly.